Molecule: messenger RNA, 396 nt
Organism: Linum trigynum
Lineage: Eukaryota; Viridiplantae; Streptophyta; Magnoliopsida; Malpighiales; Linaceae
Source: the annotation of a GenBank genome assembly
AUGGAUGAUGGUAAGGGAGACUGGAGUGAUGAGGGAAGAGGGAAUUCGGUUUGCAGUGUAGUCAGACCAUCCAUGGGACUAUUGAUCGGUUGUUUGCUGUAUGGGGUUGAUCCGGAGAAUUCCACAUGCCACGUUGACAGCGUAAGGUUGGUUAGUUGUGUUACAGAUGCAACCGGGGCUCAAACUAAUGGGUUCGGGUGGAAUGAUCGAGCUACAACGAUGGGAUCGAUUGGGAGUGAUGUAGAGGUUGUGACGCGAGAGAAAUGGAAAUGGAGCAGGAACCCUGCCGAGUUGAUGGCUUGUCAUGUGAUCGAGGAAGCCUUGUGUGAGGUUGCAAGGACAAAGCCAAUUGCAUUCGAAAGCUACUCUGUCGCAGUCCAAAGGCUGCUUGACUAG